Molecule: messenger RNA, 1379 nt
Organism: Brienomyrus brachyistius
Lineage: Eukaryota; Metazoa; Chordata; Actinopteri; Osteoglossiformes; Mormyridae
Product: gamma-aminobutyric acid receptor subunit rho-1-like
Exons: 9
Coding region: 138-1349 (403 amino acids)
Biological process (GO): regulation of membrane potential; nervous system process; monoatomic ion transmembrane transport
Cellular component (GO): GABA-A receptor complex; membrane; synapse
Molecular function (GO): neurotransmitter receptor activity; GABA-A receptor activity; extracellular ligand-gated monoatomic ion channel activity
Source: RefSeq, a predicted model, not a curated record
GUUAUUUUGAAGAAUCUUUCAUUUGAGAAAAUUGAGAUGUUGAGUCAAUUCUCUUGGCUGUUGCAGUAUUUGACACGUAUGACAUCAUUGCCUCAAGGCCUUUUACUAUAAGUCCCAUCCGGAGGAGAAGUCCGGACAUGACCAAGUCCCGCACGACGAAGUCCGAGCAGACUUUAAGGAUCAGAGAGCACGACUUCACCAUGAGGCCUGGCUUCGGGGGGCCCCCAAUUCCAGUUGGCGUUGAUGUACAAGUUGAAAGUCUCGACACGAUUUCUGAAGUUGAUAUGGACUUCACCAUGACCCUGUACCUGCGGCACUAUUGGAAAGACGAGCGGCUGACCUUUCCCAGCACCAACAAUCAGAGUUUAACAUUCGACAGCCGGCUGCUGAAGAAGAUCUGGGUCCCCGACAUCUUCUUCGUCCACUCAAAGAGGUCCUUCAUCCAUGCCACCACCACAGAUAACGUCAUGCUGCGAGUGUGUCCCGACGGCAGCGUCCUCUACAGCCUGAGGGUUACAGUCACCGCCAUGUGCAACAUGGACCUCAGCCACUUCCCCCUAGACACACAGACGUGCUCCCUGGAGAUCGAAAGCUAUGCCUACACCGAUGAAGACCUGAUGCUCUACUGGAAGAAGGGCAAUGAUUCCCUCAGGAUAGACGAUAAGAUCUCACUCUCCCAGUUUCUCAUCCAGAAGUUCCACACCAGCACCAAGCUGGCGUUUUACAGCAGCACAGGCUGGUACAAUCGGCUGUACAUCAGCUUCACCCUGCGUCGCCACAUCUUCUUCUUCCUGCUGCAGACCUACUUUCCAGCCACGCUGAUGGUCAUGCUCUCCUGGGUGUCCUUCUGGAUUGACCGCCGGGCCGUCCCUGCCAGAGUCCCGCUGGGCAUCACCACGGUGCUCACCAUGUCCACCAUCAUCACCGGAGUCAACGCCUCCAUGCCGAAGGUCUCCUACAUCAAAGCCGUCGAUAUUUACCUGUGGGUCAGCUUCGUCUUCGUCUUCCUGUCCGUGAUAGAAUACGCUGCUGUCAACUACCUGACCACCGUGCGGGAACGCAGGUUGCCCUGCACUUGCGGUCUGGCCCACCCUGAUCAGGUGAUGCCGUGCAGCAGAUAUGGUAGCAUGGACAUCAGCACGGCGAGGAGCUACGGCACUGUGGAGGAGGACAGGGACACGCGUCAGAGAAUCUUAGUGCGGCUGGCCCUAGGGGGCGACGGCAGGACCAUGUGCCUGGCAAAAUCGGCGCUUUGGAUCGACACACAUUCCAUAGACAAGUACUCUCGCAUCGUCUUCCCUGGGGCCUACGCCCUUUUCAACAUGAUCUAUUGGUCUGUCUAUAGCUAACAGCUACCCGAUGGACAGAAAGUACCUUUU